Molecule: messenger RNA, 3338 nt
Organism: Acromyrmex echinatior (Panamanian leafcutter ant)
Lineage: Eukaryota; Metazoa; Arthropoda; Insecta; Hymenoptera; Formicidae
Gene: Oli
Product: basic helix-loop-helix family member olig
Biological process (GO): sensory organ development; axon development; positive regulation of transcription by RNA polymerase II
Cellular component (GO): nucleus
Molecular function (GO): protein dimerization activity; DNA-binding transcription factor activity, RNA polymerase II-specific; E-box binding
Source: RefSeq, a predicted model, not a curated record
CAACGGGGAGAGACGCGUGCGUGCCCCUGAGGCCUGGGACGUGUCACGUUCGGGGGCGAUAAUUUCGUCAAGGACGAUUUUAUCGGAAAUCAUCAUCGUGAGACAAGAAACUCAAGAAUUUAUCAAGCAUCACUUCCGCGAGACAGAGAUCUCCCACAAAAAGAAUUUCCCGAAGGACUCACGGAAUUUUUUUUCCAUUCUCAUCGACCACCGAGACAACCCCCAGCAAAUUAAAAUGGCUGUGAUUGGCCGAGUUGGAUGAUUACAACAGUAGAACAAUAGGAGACCACGGCAGUCCGUCCAAGAUCGGGAUUCGUAAAAGUUUGAGCUGUUCGUUGAGAAAACGCAGAAACGUUCGGACGAAGGGAUGAUCCGACGUUACGCGCUGGUGCGCGAGAAACUUUGCUGAUCGCCGGAUUCUGCACCCCGCGGGGCACGCGCGGGGGGUGGAAAAAGAAAAUCGUCGUCGGGAUUGAGGGCGAGAAGAGUGAGGAGGGAUUUGCCGAGUAAAUCGGGAAAGUGUCCUCGCAAGAGAUGAGGUCCUAUGAUGGCGAGAGUAGCUCGACGGAGGACGACGAUCGCAGGGAGGGCCUGCCGGAGCCGCAUCUACAGCAAGGAUCCUGGCAACGCACUGCGUCACAUCCUACCUGGGCCUGGGAGCAUCGCAAUGCCCAUCCAUUGCCUCCACAAUCCGCGGCAGCUCUCGAGUCCGUGUAUUCAACACCAGGGGCUUCGCACCCGGGUGUGUCAGGCCCACCGGCAGCGUAUUCAUCAGAGCAUACUCAAAGUGCACCAGGACGGAGGACUCCGCUGGGUACCGUAGGUCUCGGUGGCUUUUACUUUCAGCAGCAACCGCAACCCCACGCCUCGUCGAGCGCGUUGUCUGAUGAAAAUCGACCGGACGAGAGACCUUCAGCUUCGCGACUGAACUGCCCUCCGAAGAGGCUGAACAUUAACGCGCGAGAACGCAGGAGAAUGCACGACUUGAAUGACGCACUGGACGAGCUUCGCUCCGUCAUCCCUUAUGCUCACAGCCCUUCGGUGAGGAAGCUGUCCAAGAUAGCCACCCUGCUGCUGGCAAAAAAUUACAUUCUUAUGCAAGGAAACGCCUUGGAGGAGCUCCGAAGAGUAAUCGCCGUCCUGCAAUCGCCACACGCGCACACCACCGCCUUGCCACCCACGCCGGUCUCUUACGACCUCCUACAGGGAUUCCCCGGCAAGUUGUUCCAAGGGGUGCAGGAGAUGCAGGGAUUACCCACGAGCGAACCUCAGAUCGUGACUGGCCCUCCGACUGACGGCACGGUCGCCAGCGGAGAAUCGAAUUAAGGAGUCAAUUUUUUUGUCCCUUUUUUCUGCGGCUCCACUUCUUCUUUAUUUUUCCGUAAAAGACUUUCUCCAUGAAUCGAUCGCACGAAAAUUUGAACUAUGCAAUUAAAUCGAUAAGAACGUCGAAAAAAUCAAAUAGCGAGAUGUACGAUUCAAAGUUUGUAGAAGCAAAAAAGUGACGGUAAUUAAUGUAAGAUAAUUAAUGAUGGAUUUUUAGAGAUGAAGAUAAUGGAAAUACGAAGGCAUUUUUAAAGAUGAAGAUAAGAAGUACUUUCAAGAAUGGAAACGCCUUUGGAUAUGAAAGUAUUAAUUAAUAGAGUAUUACUGAAGUGCUAAUUAAUUCCUCGAGAGAGAGAAAAAAGAGAGAGAAAGGGAGAAGAAUAGAUUAGCCUUUUAAAUAUUAAGUAUAUCAUUUAUCCACAAAAUCAAAACGCGGAAAAACGAAUCGUACAAUUUUAUCUUUUUCGUGCAAACAAGAGGAUUGAAAUAAACUGUAAUAGACAAAAGAAAUGUCACAUUUAAAGAAAAAAUUAACAUUGAGACAUUAAAAAAGAAACGCUGAAAAGAACUAUAUAAUAUAUACAGGGUAGUCUGUAAGUAUAUUGAAAGAUUUUAAAGGGUGAUUUCUUACAUUAAUUCAUGACUAUGCGUCUGAAAGGCUUAUUUUUAAAGAUACAGAGUGUAAAAGUUGAAGGAAAAAUUUCAUUUUUUCCACAAAAAUUCGAAAACCAUUCGGGUUAAUUUAAGAAAAUUGUGUAAAAUUUCAUUAAAAUGAUCCGAGUGAUUUUUGAAAUUUUUUGAAAAAAUGAAAUUUUCUUUUAACUUUGACACCCUGUAUCUUUGAAACUAAACUGUUUUGGAUAUAUAAAGUUUCAUUUCGAAUUAAUGUGAAGGAUCAUUCUUUAAAUCUUUUAGAAUACUUAAGGAUUACCUUGUAUAUGCAUAUAUACAAUACAUAUUACACAUAUUUAGACUCUAAGAAAACAACUUCUCAGCGAAAAAAAAAAAUAAAAUAAAAUGUACGGUGUUUUCAAGUAGCACCAAUUCCCUCCAGUGGAUUAAGUAAGCUCACUUUGAAAUCCAGAUGAAGUCUGGAUAAAAGUAUUGCGAAAGUACUAGCGAUUAAGUGAUUAAUACUGUCACAAUCUUACAGUCAAUGAUGCAGCAAUAAGACGAUAUGGCGCCGUUUUCGUUCAUCCGAUAAUCGAUUCUCGAAGAGACAGCAUCCCAAUCGCUUAAUAGUUCUUUGUACUUCCUUCAUGAAAAAGUGUAGAUUUUAUUCUAAAGAAAAAUUCUCUUUUCUUUAGAAUAAAAGUCUUUUCUUUAGAGUAGAGUCUUAAAAGUUUAGAAUAGAAGUCUAUCUGGAUUUGCGAAGAUAAAGGAAUCGCGAAGAUGAAAAGAUUCGAGGAGAUUGGAAGGAUUUUUUUGCGAUGUUUAAGGAUUUCUGAUUUUCGAAUCAAACGGAAGGACGAGAACGUCGCCAAGGCUCGGGACGCGAAGCGCUUCCGAGUCUCGUCCUGAAACACGAUAGUCAAUAUUAGUAUGUGAUACGUAUGUCGAGGAGUUCUAGUCGUAUAUACAACAUAAAGAUAUUGAAUAUUCAUAUACACAUAUACAGUAUAUAUAUAUAUAUAUAUAUAUACAUAUAUAUAUUUAAUAAUCUAAACGACGCAUCGACUUACGACUUAUUUAUAUACUUAAGAGUCUCUACACUAUACAAUGUGCCAAUAAGGAUUUGUUCGCUUUGAUGAGCGAACGAGUGAGAGAGUGCGAUGUGAGAUGAGAAGCGAGAGAGAAACAUGGGAUUGGAAGGAAAAUGAAAAUUAUUUAUUGUGCUAUUUAUAAGAGAUAUCGUGCGAUUUUCUUUUUUCUUGAAAUGCCACCCUCUUUCGCCGAGGAGGAAAGUAAGGAUGAAGCAGCGUCUCAACGAAGACAAGGAGGAUAUACCUGUUGUAGAAUGUAGAUAAUAAUUGUUUAGUGCUCUCGAAUAAAAUCUAUUUAAGAAAAUCGCA